Molecule: messenger RNA, 2547 nt
Organism: Endocarpon pusillum Z07020
Lineage: Eukaryota; Fungi; Ascomycota; Eurotiomycetes; Verrucariales; Verrucariaceae
Exons: 3
Coding region: 1-2547 (848 amino acids)
Biological process (GO): cell motility; actin filament organization
Cellular component (GO): plasma membrane
Source: RefSeq, a predicted model, not a curated record
AUGUCGCGCUCUAAGCUCAUCAGAUCGGAGACAUCUUCAGAGUGGCAGUCAUGCUCUGACGAAUCGGCGUCGAUCUCUGGGGACCCUAGCGCAGAAGCAUCUACCCGAACUCUAAAUUUUAGCCCUGUCGAUCCUCCUGCGCACAAGCCAUCCAAUGUGGUUUGUCCCCUUUUGGCUACUGAAUCAAUUGACAGCAGUUCCAAUAGUCAAUCAACUUGCAUCACAUUGCUCCAAAGCCUCUCACAAUCCAAUAUCAAACCCCCCACCUCGUGCGAAUCUGACUCCCAGUGUGAUAAAUCUUGCGCUUUCGCCACAAGGGAUGCGUCACGUCCAGUCUUCCUACUCCCAGCACCUACCUACAACAUUGCCUCGGUAAGGUAUCCGGCCAACUUUGCCGGUAUGGAUACCGUCGAUGUGCCCGAAUUGGUGGAACGACUCGGCAGCGAAGAAGACGCAGUACGCAAGAUGGCCGUCUUCAAGCUGCAAUCGAACAUUGGGGAUCCUUCUUUCGCAGAAAUGUUCAUUCAAGACGGCGGCCUACAAAAGCUCAAACAUCUUACAAUGAACGCAACCGGAAAUACUCUGGCAUACAGCCUGACAAGUUUCAGUCGACUGUUGGAAGUGGACAAAGGUUGGGACUAUGUGGAGCAAGAUUUGAUCGAACGAGUAGUGGAGCUGGUGGUGACCCAUCCGCUGGUCAACAUUCUUCGAGGAGCUAUGUCAGUACUGGUUUUGAUUGUCUCGCACCCUUACAAUCCCAAUCGAUCGUCCGAGAGCGCUCUGUUUGGUUUCAAAGCACUGAAGCCGGCAAUUGCAAUCUAUCCACAAUUCCUGGAGAUGCUUGUCAGCCGAUUGUCAUCAGCGGACCAUGCGUUAUGCGCGAAUGCCUUGCAGCUAAUCAACGGUUUAAUGAGAGAUGCUAUCACCAAUGACGAAGAAUCAGAGUGGCCCAAAUUCAUCAAGAGACUACAAGACCUCGGUGUCAUCAAGGCAGUCUAUGUUCUCAUGCAAAGCUCGGCAUUGCAGGAUCUAGCCCAUCCUCUGCUUGAAUUUCAGGCGCUUACCAAGGUGCUUCUCAGAAAGUGGAAAGAGGUAUCGGUUGACCUGCAGAAGCAUGAACACCGAAGAGCUCUGAAAGGGAUCCAUCUGGCGAGCAAUCCGGAGAGACCUGCAGGAGUGUCCUCCAAAUCGAGCGAGGACGCCAAACCAAAACACAAUCCUGAAAAAUGGCGAAGGCUUGGCUUCGAAACCGAGAGUCCAAGUGUCGAAUUCCAGGACAUGGGUUUUCUCGGCAUGAUGGAUCUUACAGACUAUGUUCGCAAACAUCAGGACGAGUACCAACGUCUCUUGCUUGAGCAAGCUUCACAAUCGCUCGACAAGCGUUGUCCGAUUGCGAGAGCUUCGUUAGCAACGACAGCAAUCCUAUACGAGCAUUUUGAGGUGGACAAGUCGGACCUCGAGGAUGCAAAGUCUUACUUGGCACUUGAAUCACGAACGAACUUCGACAAAGUCUUCAGACCGCUGCUGCUGCAUUGGUCGCGGCUGCAUGUUGCGGGCUUACAUGCAUUCUUCAGACUCUGGAAAUCCACCGGAGCAGAGCAAGAAGACUUGGGCAAGAUCUUCGAGCUGGUAAGGAUACUGAUGGAAAGCAUUGUUGGUGGUGCAUCAAGGACGAAAGAUGUCCAAGACGUGGAAGAAGAGUUGGCUGCCUUCGAAUACCAACGGCUACGAGAAUUGCAGAUGGAACUCUUGGAAUUGACAUACGAAGAUGUUUGGGGUCAGCAUCUCCGGCAAGUGAGGGAAGAGCUCCAACACGAGGCUCUUCAGUUUGUCAGAGAACAGCGCAUUCGCUGUCUGCUACAAGGCGCCUGGUUCCCCAGCGGACUUUUAUACAAAGGACCAGAACCGGGAGGUCCGGUACAGAAAGAGGAUCUCAAAAGAUCAGUGCCGAGUAGUUUCCGAUAUGUUCAGCUGUCACACAACCGAAGGUUUCUGCAUUAUGCCGAUUUCGAGAGCAUGCUGGAUCAUGAGCCAGAGUUGGAUACCCUACCUGAUAAGAUCGAUCUUGGGAUCGUCUCAUCAGUUGUUUCCAACGUGUCAGCUUCUUCCACGGACUCCACCAACAGCGGUGAUUCGGUCAAGUCUGCCACCCACGAUAAGGCGGCAACAACCAAAAUCACCAUUCACGGAUAUCUCCCCCUGGAUGACAGUGGACCAGCUUCCCGAACAACUAAUCACACCCGGCAGACAUCGAGAGAAUCCAACCCGCAGCAGCGUGGGCAGAAAGAAUCGGUCCUAUUGACGCUUCAUCCUCAGUCGCACAGCAUAGCGUCGGAAUGGCUUGACGGGCUGUUAAUGUUGCUUAAUCAGCAACCCAUCACUACAGAGACCAAUAAGCUGAUCAAUAUGGUCAGCAGCUAUGGAUUGAAGAUUCGCCUAUUGAAUGUCAGAUUUGACGAACGGGGCAUGAUGGGAGAAGCGCCGGAAAUGCCGAGUCGAGAAGGACUGGACGAGGAUUACUACUACGAUGUGUUCGGUGGUCAAUAA